CGGUGAGAGAUGGCCUCCCGGGAGGCCCCGCCGCCCACCAGCUACGCCCCGUCCGAUGUGCCCUCGGGGGUUGCUCUGUUCUUCUCCAUCCCUUUUGCCUUCUUCCUGCCUGAGGUGAUAUUUGGGUGCUGGGUCUGGAUCCUGGUAGCCGCCACCCACGUAGCAAACCCGUUGCUGCAAGGAUGGGUGUUAUACGUCUCGCUCACCUCAUUCCUCAUCUCCCUGAUGUUCCUGCUGUCUUACUUGUUUGGAUUUUACAAAAAAUAUGACUCCUGGAGAAUCCUGGACAGCCUGUACCACGGGACCACCAGCAUCCUGUACAUGAGUGCCGCUGUCUUGCAAGCCCACGCGACCAUAGUUUCUGAGGUCCAGGACGUUUCCAAAUACUACGUGAAUGCCGCAGCCUCGCUCUUUGCCUUCGUCACCACCCUGUUCUAUAUUCUUCACGCCUUCAGCAUCUAUUACCACUGAGAAUCAGGACGCCACACUGGAGCGGGCAGUGCUCUUAAAAACCUGGAGUAUUGGACCCGAAAAUUAGUUUUCAAUCUUUGCCAUCUGGAUGAUAAACAGAAAAUCAACUAAAACACCAGCAGGACCAACAGACCAUCUUGUCAGACUGAGCGAUAAGACUACACUGUGGCAUAUCUGUUUGGACUUUUAAUUCAUUGUGUAGAACAUGAAAAGGCUGUUAUUUUCUUUUACCUGCCUCUUGGAAUUACAUGACAAGGAACAUAACUCUAGAAAACUAAUAUCUAAGGCACUCAGCUCCACUUCUGUCACACCUGUUUGGGGAUCCUGUCUCAGCGGUGGGGUUCCCUCCCUGUCGGUUUAGGGGAACAUUGGGCCAUGGAUGGUUCAGGUCUAAUGCUGGUCCACAGACCUUGUUCCUGCUCCAUGGUUCAGCAUCUGCUGUGGGCCAGUGGUCCAAAUCGGCUCUCCCGCCACCCCCACAACACCACCAGGGAAGCCAACAAGGACAAGCCAUACUGCCCACCACCCUUCCCUUCCCCUUCCUUUCCCUUCCAGCAUUGGGAUCCAAGAACUAUCUGCUCAAAGUCAACCUUGAGGGUAGUUUUGUGGGGAAA
Loxodonta africana (African savanna elephant) is the source of this 1085-nucleotide messenger RNA. RefSeq names its product mal, T cell differentiation protein like (gene MALL). Gene Ontology annotation, cellular component: membrane. Gene Ontology annotation, molecular function: structural constituent of myelin sheath. NCBI's taxonomy places the organism in Eukaryota, Metazoa, Chordata, Mammalia, Proboscidea, Elephantidae. Bases 10 to 471 code for a protein of 153 amino acids. The record is from RefSeq and is a predicted model, not a curated record. The transcript has 4 exons. Gene Ontology annotation, biological process: myelination.